UGUCCGGUGGGAGGAGAGGGAGCGUGUGCUUUCUGUUUGAAUACUUUCCUUACUAUAGUCCCCGAACCCAAAGCACUUCUCCAAACUGUCUGAGGGAGUAGAGGGGAAGUGGUUAACGUUAGUCAAAGUUGCCCAAACUUUCCUCUCUCAUAACUGACAUUUGGCAGCAUGGCAGGCGGGUCUGUGUCGGAGUGUAAGGAGUACUUGUUUAAAGUUUUGGUGAUCGGGGAACUUGGUGUGGGAAAGACGAGCAUCAUCAAACGAUACGUGCAUCAACUCUUCUCGCAACACUACAGAGCGACCAUAGGCGUGGAUUUUGCACUCAAAGUCCUCCACUGGGACAGCAAAACACUAGUGCGGCUACAGCUUUGGGACAUAGCAGGUCAAGAGCGGUUUGGGAACAUGACCAGAGUUUAUUAUAAGGAGGCAGUGGGUGCGUUUGUUGUGUUUGACAUUACUCGAGGCUCUACAUUUGAGGCCGUUUCAAAAUGGAAGCACGAUUUGGACAGCAAGGUGAAACUGGCCAAUGGCAAUCCCAUCCCUUCUGUCCUUCUGGCCAAUAAAUGUGACCAGAAGAAAGAUGGAUCCAACAAUUCCUUGCUUAUGGACAACUUCUGCAAGGAGGCUGGGUUUUUGGGAUGGUUUGAAACAUCAGCUAAGGAGAACAUCAAUGUUGAUGAGGCUGCCCGGUUCUUGGUGGAGAACAUCCUUCUCAAUGAUAAAGGUCUUCCAUAUGAAGAAAACAACGGUGACAAGAUUAAACUGGACCAACAAACAGUGCCUGCUGAGAGCAAGUCAGGUUGCUGCUAGUUUGGAUGCUCUUGUGUGUCCCAUCAUCUGCCGUGGAUAGGAGGCAGGAGGCUCAACAAAUCCCCCAAACCCUAUCCCAUCUCAUCCCUGCCACGGAUCACAUAUACAAUCAGGGGUCGACACAUGUCAGUUUGUGCUCUAAAAGGGGAGAAGACAUCACCAAAGGACAGAUGAUCUGAUCAGAUGAAAACAUCUUUCUGAUGCUUUUAAUGACCAGUUUUUCUCUCUUAAUCUUGCUCUGUGCCAUGUUUGUCCUUUUUUAUAGUGUCAAGCAAGUUACUUCAGUGUGUGCAUGUUGUAAUGUUGCUUAAAACGAAUUAAACUAAAUGGGUGUCAUAGGACCUGGCGAAUACCAGUAAAAGUUCUUAGCCAAAAUUAAAUUAAACUAGUGCCUUUGUCACAGAGGGUGAGUCGUUUUAAUGUACUCUGGAUCAUUUGCAUCUGCUGCUGGGAAUUGCCACCCUAAAUUUUGCAGGAAAAAAGUUCUCAAGAUGUCGCUUUAUGACAUAAUUAUACAUAUUCCCAGGGCAUUUAGUCUGUUGUGAAGACCUAACCAUCAUCAAUCUUGAAGUUCUACCAUGAAAUCAUUUUAUCAAGAUAAAAGAAAAUGAAUAGUCCCUCUAAUGGGCCAUAUAGGUUCAAGAAUCAUAAGCCUAUAUAUGGAUGUACAUUUGUGGUUCAGAGAGUAAGAUCAUGUUGGGUUUCCUCAGGCUUGCACAUGUAAACGUUCAAGUAUGUUUAUUAGUUGUUUUUUUUUUAAAUUGGUACUGAAUGAGGGAUCUGAGCACUUGCUCUGUCCAUGGCUUUAUUCUACAAUGAACUGAAGGCAAAUAUAAAUUUUUAAUAUGCUGGACCAAUUUUGUCAAGUUUGCAAAUAAACAUUUGCUGAAGUAACAAUGACAAAAUAAAACUUUUUAAAAUGUU
Messenger RNA from Megalobrama amblycephala (Wuchang bream), 1734 nucleotides. It is a transcript of the gene rab32a, whose product is annotated as RAB32a, member RAS oncogene family. Bases 169 to 810 code for a protein of 213 amino acids. The transcript is spliced from 3 exons. Gene Ontology annotation, molecular function: GTPase activity; GTP binding. Gene Ontology annotation, biological process: vesicle-mediated transport. Lineage: Eukaryota; Metazoa; Chordata; Actinopteri; Cypriniformes; Xenocyprididae. Gene Ontology annotation, cellular component: vesicle; Golgi apparatus; trans-Golgi network. The record is from RefSeq and is a predicted model, not a curated record.